AUGGGUACAGAGAAUAUUCAGAAUCACAUAGGAAUGCAGGGUCGUAAAUGCCAUAGCUGCCAGCAAUGUUGCAAUGAAGCAGAGAAAAUAAACCGCAACACAUUAAUGGGACACGUGUUUGAAAUUGCGUCCAGAAGUCGUCUGGCAGGUUUGCCAGUGGCACUAAAUGGAAUUCCUUACAUUCUGGAAGAUUUCCUAUAUGUCGCGUAUACUCUCGCCAGCUACAUGAUUCGAGCGAUGAGGUCUUCAACUGAAGAAAUGGGCGUUUCGUACACCAAACUCUUCAUGUCAAGAAGAAGUCCGGUGAUCUGGAAGGGCAAUGAACCGGGCCACCACGAGGCCAUCACUGUCCAAAUGUUAUUACAUCGAGAUGGCGCUACCGUUGAAUCUGUGAUAAUCGCAUCGCCAUCGGGCCCUGUAUUUGAAGGAUCGGAGGCCACUUUGGAAUGCACAGCUACAGGCGGCCCAGCCAAAACGGAAAUGAUAAAAUGGCGGAUAAAGGCUGGAUCGACGAGAAAUAGCCACCCGACCCACGAUAGCACCAAAUCGAUUCUUCAUAUCUCCAAUGUCUCCAGGGAUCUAAGAGGUCCUGUGGAAUGUUGGGCUGACAACGGCAUUGGAGGCCCGUCCGUUCUAUCAGUGACCCUCAAUGUUCUCUUUAAACCAACGAUCAUUCGAAGUGGAGGGGAGUUGGAGAAAGCAGUUGGACGAAUGAAAUGUGUAGCAGAAGGAGCUCCAAAUGUAACUAUAAUGUGGACGUUUAAUGGGACGAUUCUUCGAAUGACUGGUGAUAAAUACAGUGCGUCUCUCACUUCGCAACAUGAGGUCCAGUGGACAUCCAUACUUAUUGUGCGCGAUGUUGACGAAGGGGACUAUGGUAUAUAUACGUGUACUGCAAAAAAUCCUCUUGGAUAUGACUCUGCAGAUAUCAUACUCAGCGAUAAAGGUGUGAUACCAGACGCAGCCACAACUGCGAUAACUUCCAAGGACUCCCCCAGCCGAUUGCAGGGUCUCAAAUCGUGGUGGAUUAUAGCUACGGCCGGAAUAGUGCUGAUAGUUCUCCUCUGUUGCCUUCUCUUCAUCUGCUGUUUGCGAAAGAGAUCUAACAGAACGACUCCCGAGA
Stegodyphus dumicola is the source of this 1123-nucleotide messenger RNA. RefSeq names its product nephrin-like. NCBI's taxonomy places the organism in Eukaryota, Metazoa, Arthropoda, Arachnida, Araneae, Eresidae. The record is from RefSeq and is a predicted model, not a curated record.